AUGGGUCAAUACUGGAAGUUCGUCAAUAUCGACAAGCGGCAGGUGCUUGCGCACGAGUCUGGUUUGAAGCUCUUGGAGAUGCUCGCAGAUCGAGCUCUUGAACCUCUCGUCGGCCUCCUUCGCCGGCCCCAAUGGGUUCCAUAUAUUGCACCAUCAUAUGCAAUCCAGUCAUCCAAACAGAAGAGCCUGGAAUCGCCAGUUAUUGCAUUGCCUCAGGAAGUUAUUGAGCACAUCGUUUCAUUGCUUGUCGAGGACGAGAGGGCUGGAGGCCCAGACUUGAUUUGCCUCUCCCUCACCUGCUCCUACUUCUUUCGUUUGCUCGGCUCUCGCGUGCAAACCCUUCUGGCUGAGGAUGAAGCACCGUGGGCUGGGGAUCGGCUUAUAUUCGUUGGCGACUACGCAAAUGGGAUUCCCGAAGGUGUUUUAAACGAAGCAGAGCGUCGUCAGUUGCUGGGUAAGGCGCACGAGGAGGUAGAAAACGAUGCCCCUGGCCCCAGGGUCGUAACUGACGAGCCGAAUCCUCUCUACUAUUCCAUCGAACAAAAAUUUGCCGAGAAAGGCGCGGUCUUUGAAUGGCGUAACGACCCAGACGAAGUUGAACUAUCUGGUAGCCUUCUCUCACACGUCCAGAAAAGAAUAGGAUCAACACCAGAAUGCAAAAAGGAUAUCAAUUUGAUUCCUGGUUUUCUUCAGAACAUGCCUACUGAUGCGAGCGGAAAUCCGCGCAAGAAGGCCGUGCUUCUCCGCAAUUUGACAACGAAGGAGUUCGUCCUUGAUGACACUAUCGCACAAGGUUCAUUGAAAUAUAGCUUGGGAGAGGUCCUUGGUACUUUUACCGUCUGGACAGAAGAUGGUUCCGGCACUGAAUCUUUGCAAAUUCCUGGGCGAUGGGCUGGCCAUCGGUUUGACAUAGGCUGUUUGGAAGAUGUUGCCGGAGAAGGUUGGAAGAAUGUUAGUGAUGAGGCGGCUCAGAAUCUUCAAGAUGGUGAGCUAUAUGACUAUGGAGUAGGUAGGAGGGCUUGGGAAUAG
Molecule: messenger RNA, 1029 nt
Organism: Clonostachys solani
Lineage: Eukaryota; Fungi; Ascomycota; Sordariomycetes; Hypocreales; Bionectriaceae
Source: the annotation of a GenBank genome assembly